This is a messenger RNA of Oldenlandia corymbosa var. corymbosa, 5335 nucleotides long. Lineage: Eukaryota; Viridiplantae; Streptophyta; Magnoliopsida; Gentianales; Rubiaceae. The record is from the annotation of a GenBank genome assembly.
AAAAAAUAUAGUAACUGCUAACGUGCGCAUACUAAUCAGCAAGUAGGUGGCGCGAAAAUAACGUCCCCCGUCUUCUUGUUCUUCUUUCUCUUCUUCUUCAUUUGGGCAUUCUCAACUUCCCAAAGAAACUUCACCUUUUUAACUGUAAAUUUCCUUUUUCUUUAUUUUUUUUUUCCAAUUUGAUUUCUUUCAGACAUCUAUUUAAUUCCUUAUUAAUUUAAUAUUCGUAUCCUCGUCACUCCUCGUAAAUCGAUGUGAGGUAAGGUUUUUUAAAAACUUCUCCUCGUCAACCAGUUCAAAAUUUGAAACUUUCCGACAUACUUGGUCAAUUUUUUAGAUUCUUAUACCCAUCAGGAAUUCUUUUCUAGACGAUUCUCCGACGACCCUUUUCGCCGGCGGCGUCCCUUUAUUGAACUCUAGCCGAAUAACGGGUUAGUUUCUCUUGUGUUUGUAAAUAUGUCUAAAUGGAUGAAUAUCGGGGGCAGUUUAACUGCUACGCCGAAAUUCCCAUCCUGAAUGUGGAAAAGUUUGUUCCUUUCUGUUCUUUUAGGGUUUUUUUUUUUUUUUUCUUUCGCUCUGAACUUUUAGAUUGAUGAUUACUAAACCCAUUAUUUCUCUGUUUUUGUUUUGUGGGCGAAAUUUGAUUUUGAAAAAUCAUAUGACUAUGACUAUCAGUUGACAUUGUGAACACACCGCAUGUUUUCAAUGCUAGGAACAAAGGCUGACAAUACCCAGAUUUCUUUUCAUAAUUAUUUCCAACAUUUUACAGUUCUUUUUUGGAAUUAUUUUGCAAUAUGUUCAUCGGGCAAUGUUCCGGAGAAUCUGUUACCUUCAAAUAGUCAAACAAGAAAUUAUUAUCUAAUCAUUCUUUCCUUGUACCGAUGUUGUGGUAGAAUUUAUUUACUUUUGAAUUUUGAAAUUCUGCUCAUUUAUGGUUUUUUUUUUAAUCUCUGUGAAUAAUUAUGAGGCUGUGUAAAUUUCUGGGGAUGGACAAUGAUCUUCACAUGCACGUGGUCCUCAGUAUCUGUUCCCAUAACUAUGCAAUUAUAUAUGCUUCAUUAAUUGUUCAUCAUUCGGCGGUUUAUUAUUUAUUGUUAUUUAAAAUUUAUGUUCUGCAAAAGGACAAAUCCGAUUGCUAUUAAACAUGUUCUGUAGCAAUUUGUCUUUGGGAUAUUAUUAGUUGUUAUUAUUAUAGAUGUGAAAGGGGUUGAAAGCUGAAGUCAAUUUGGGAAAAACCCAGUUGACAUCAAGGGACAUUAGGCAAAGGUAUGGUAUUGAAUUUAUGGCAUAGAUUAGCUUGUUGUAAUUUUCAGUCUCAAUUCAAGAAAGGGAAAUUGGUGGGUGAAGAAGAAACAGGACAGAAGAGCUUGUAGGGAGAGAGAGUAUCUUUAGUGUGUGUGUGUUGUUUAUGUCCAGCCAGGAGGACCAUGGCAGUCCCGUGAGAGGGACAAAAGGUGGGGGGCCAAAAAAAUGAAAUGGGGGAUGAAUAAAGAAACAAGUUAUGGGGAAAAAGUGGAGGGAGAGAGGAGAAAAAGAAAAAGAGAAAAGGAAAGAGGGAAGCAAAAAACUAUUCAAUGUUCAUUAUUAUCCAAAAUUCCAGUCCAACAUAAUCUGCAUUUGUUUUUAUGCUGCCUAUCUCCUCCUUUUCUCGCCCUUUCUUUCUUUUCUUCCUAAUUUUUGGAGGGAAGGGUUUAACUAAUCUGCUUUUGUUCUUGCCAUUUUGUUUAUAAGCGUCACAUUUUGAAACACUGUUUAGUCUUUGACUGUACAGUUUCUAUCCCGCAUUGUUGUUAAGGUAGACGAAAACUUCAUUUUUGCAUUACUGAAUUUGGGAACUUUCUUUGAUCACUCUCCCUUUGUUUGAUAUCUUUUCCUGGGUUGAUCAUUUACAACCACGGGAUGCCCUUUCUGCAUUGAUUUCCUGGCAGAAUCAAAUUCUUUGGUAUUCAGAUCCGAGUUUCUGUAAAGAUAUUUCCAGCAGAGAAAAGAAUUGUCUUUGAAAGUCAUUGGAGCAAUAUAAUAUAAGCUUAAUGCGGGGUUUAUAAAGCCUUUGAGAUAUGAGUUUUUGAAAGGGUGCUCCAAUGUGGUCUAAUUUGGACAAAAUUUGAUGGAUUUAUAUGAAUUGCAGCAGCACUCAUUACAGAAACAAUCAACAGUAGAGACCCCAAGACCGCCAUUGGGUCCAGCUGAGAAGAACAAUGGAACUACUACUCGAAGGUCUAGAACAAGGGAAGUUAGUUCUAGGUAUAAGUCGCCUACACCAGUUGCAUCUUCAGGUCCUAGGCGCUUCCCUUCUCCAACAGUCACAAGAACAACAACAUCAAAUGUAUCUAAUCCGAAGAGAGCUAUAUCUGCCGAAAGGAGGCGGCCCUCAACGCCGCCUUCACCACCAAGUCCAUCUCCGUCGACCCCAGUCCAGGACACAUCAACGGAAAUGCUUGGUGGAUCAAAGAAGGUAGUUGCUAGUAGUAGGAUGCCUGAGUCUUUAUGGCCCUCUACAAUGAGGAGCCUAAAUGUUUCUUUCCAGUCGGAUAGUUUCUCUCUGCCUAUUAGUAAGAGAGAAAAAGCCGUAACUCAUGUUCUCACCGAUCGAACUUUGAGGCCAUCAUCAAAUGUAGCACGUAAGCAGAGUGAAAUUACCUCUGCUUCAAGAAAGUCUACACCUGAAAGAAAGAGGAGUCCUCUCAAAGGGAAAAAUUCUUCUGAUCAGUCUGAGAAUUUUAGACCAGUUGAAGGUGUACAUUCUCGAUUAGUGGAACAGCAUCGAUGGCCAAGUAGAACAGGUGGAAAAAUAUCAUCCAGUUCAACAAAUAAAAGCAUUGAUCUUGGUGAUAAGGUAAGCAGAAUCCCAUCUUUGCCACAUUCAGGAUCAGGUAUACCUUCAUUGAGGAGAUGGUCAUUGGAUGGCAUGACUAAACCCUUGCAAAAAUCUGCCAGUGACUUAUUGGCGCAAGUAACAGCUGACCAAGGUGGAAAGCAAAGUUCAGUUGACGAUAAUUCACUGGAACUGAAUAAGUCCGCCUCUUCAGCUUCGUUGGAUACAACAAGAUUAUUGAAUCCUGCAGUUCGAUCUCAGUCCUUACCUGUCCAUGGUUCCCGCCCUGCAUCACCAAAUAGAGCAUCAGCAUCAUUGUCCUCUGUUUCUCGAGCAGCCAGUCCAUUGAGAACAAAAACAAGCACUACUGUUCCAUCAAGGGGGCCUAGUCCCUCGCGGUCAAGAACCUCAAGUCCAUUAAGACAAUCCAGUAAUCCAACUUCUGUUCUUAGCUACAUAGUAGAUAUUAAAAAGGGAAAGAAGACUGCAAAUCACAUAGAAGAUGUUCACCAACUGCGGCUUCUGUACAAUAGACAAUUGCAAUGGAGAUUUGCUAAUGCUCGAGCAGAGGUUGCUCUUCAAUCUCAGGAGGAACAGGCAGAGCUAACUCUAAAUGGAGUCUGGAGAAUUAUAUCAGAUUUGAGACAGUCCAUAAUGGAGAAGAGGACACAACUCCAACAGCUAAUGUUGAAGUUAAAGCUAUUCAGAGUUUUGAACUACCAGCUGGCAUACCUUGACGAAUGGUCACUGAUUGAUGGUGAUCAUGCUGAUUCAUUAUCCCAGAUUAUCAGAGAUCUGCAGACAAGCACUCUCCGUCUCCCAGUCACUGGAGGGGCAAGGGUAGAUAUUCAAAGCGUAAAGGCAGCUGUUUCUUCAGCCGUUGAUGUCAUGCAGGCAAUGGGUUCCUCCAUAUGUCAUGUGCUCACAGAGGUAUGUUCUUCCAUUUCAUCUGCACCAUAGGCUGUCACAGGCUCAGUUUAGAGGAUCUCUGCUCUGUAUUUUGCAUAGGCUGAUCUUCCUUGAUUAAAACUGUAGUUCAGGGUUUUAAGGAUAUCAACGGUCUUGAUAGCAUAAUCUCCCUCGUGUUUCCAUUUAGAUCUAAUAUUUUGAGCAUCACAACAUGAGAAACUUUGUCUGUAGUAACUAUAUAUUUGAUUCUGCAGCAAAGUUUUUACCCAAGUAUUGUUAGAUGAAGUAGGAGUCUUUUCUUAAGGAUGAAAGGUGGAGAGUGUCUGAUACAUUCAUGUGAUUGAAGCUUAAAAGAGAUACCUUGUACGGAUUAUCGACAAACCAUUGAGCUUGUUUAUUUCAUAAGGGUGUUAUGACCAGAUUUCCGACUGUUAUAAAAUUUUAAAAAUUGGGCACUAUGUGAGAAUGUCAUUUAGCUCACUGGCAGCUCCUGAGCUGCUGUGUGUUUGAUACACCUUAUUUAUCUGAAGAUCCAUACUCUUUUGAGCGUUAUGUCCAUUGUUGUGCAUUUUACUUUUAAUCAGAACUUUCAGGAACCUUCUCAGUUCUUGAGGAAUGCCCCCUAAAAUUAGAUCAACAUUACAGUAUAGUGAAUACACCUAAUUUAAGAAUCGGGAACUUACAUUUUAGAUAUGGUGCUGAUUAACUUCAAAACAAUUACGUUUACAGAUUUGAACAUCCAUUGUUGUUGAUUCUAGGUGGAGGAAAUGAACUCCCUUAUUUCUGAACUUGCUGAUGUUACAUCUCAAGAAAGAGCCAUGCUUGACGAAUGUGAAGCUCUCUUAGUGUCGAAUGGAGCAAUGCAGGUAAGAAUGACCGAAAUGUUCAAUGAUGUCAGCAUAUAGCAUUUUCAAUGUGUUGUUAAAUUGAUCUUAAUUCCAAAUCAUCUACAAUUGUCUUAAGUUGGAUAAUGCAACUCUGGUGUCACAGUCUUCGUGAUCUGCCUUUCUAUUUUUUGCCUUAUUUCUGCAUGGCACAAUUUGAUUGAUGCCGUUUUGAAUGUGUAUAACUGGUUCAUCUUCAAUGCAGGCCAUGGAAAAUAGCCUCAGAACCAACGCGAUACAGAUGAAAGAAGCUUGGGGAAAGGAUCAGUUGAUCUUUGGGAACUAAAGACCUGACAAAUUCUUCGGUAAACAAAAAAUACUGACAACUUUCUUAACAAAAUGUUAGGGGAAAUGAAAGGUGGUUUGAUGGGCUUAGAGUGUGUAAAAAUGAAAUAUGUAUCUAGUUAGAUUGUUUUUCCCUCUUCGCCCCUUUAGGAAUUUUAAAUUUUUGUAACUUAUUAGGUUCAUUUCUAGUUCUCUCAUUUCCUUGAGCAAGAGCAAUUGCCUUAUAAUUGCCAAAUGAAAAUGCAAGCAAUGAUGCGGGUUUUAAAGUAACCAGAAUCUUUUGCCACUUGGUUUUUGCCAUAUUGCAUCAUGCUUUUAUGCAUUUUUAAUCUGCAAUGGGUAUUCGCCACUAACGAUUGGGUGUGUCAAGUUGUGCCGCUCCAAAAUGAGUUUUGUUUAUUGUAUUUUUUUCAAUUAAUAUUUCUUCCAGACCUUAUUAUAA